AUGGCUGGAAUGCAUGACAAGAGAAAACCCUUCCAGGGAAAGAAAUUUCAUAAAGAUCUUCGUGAGUUCAAGAAUCAAGAGAUUAAAAGAUCCUUAGUACACAGAGCAAGAUUAAGAAAGAAUUAUUUCAAGCUAUUGGAAAGCGAGGGCCAGACUACACCGGAAUCCCAGAAAGAAAAGCAAAGUGACGAAGAUAAUGAAGAGAACGACGAUUCUGGAAGUGAAAGCGAAAGUGAAAAAGAGGAAUUGCCUGAAACCUCUGUAAGCAAAAUUAAAAGUUCAGGACCGCUACCUCCACAAAGGGCACCUCCUGCAAGAGCUCAACCAAAACCUCAACCAAGAAAGGUUAUCAAUUUUGCAGAGAGAGCAAAAUUAGCAAAAGAAAGGAAAGAGAGAGAACGUGAAGAGAAACUUCGUCGUGUACGGGAAAGGCGCCAGGCCCUUGAGCAGAAAAAUAAAGAGCGUGAACGGAAAAAAGAGAGUCUAUCAAAGAGAACAAAGACAGGCCAACCGGUGAUGGGCCCCAAAAUAAAUGAUUUGUUAGAUAAGAUCAGACAGAACAUCAACUAG
Clavispora lusitaniae ATCC 42720 is the source of this 570-nucleotide messenger RNA. It is a transcript of the gene FYV5, whose product is annotated as Fyv5p. Gene Ontology annotation, cellular component: nucleus. The record is from RefSeq and is a predicted model, not a curated record. NCBI's taxonomy places the organism in Eukaryota, Fungi, Ascomycota, Pichiomycetes, Serinales, Metschnikowiaceae.